GGCUUCAGCCAGGAUUACUUGUAGCAACGAGCCCGGCAUCAAACAACAACACGACAAGCAGGAAGACUUAGUGCGAUACUCGUUCUCACCUGUUGAAUCAAUCCAAAACCCGCCGAGAUUAACCGCUGACAGGGCGAAACUACAGACAGCUGUUUGGACAUCUGGAAUCACCAAGUCAGUGAGAAUGAGUAACAAGGCCACUGGGGCGCAGACCAUCCGAGAAGCGCUUACGGGGCAAAAUGAAGAGGACGAGGACGAGGAAGGAAAGGGGACAGAAGACGAGGAAUCCAGAGCCUGCGGUGUGUGUGGAGAUCUGGCCAAGGGUUACCACUUUAAUGCCUUGACAUGCGAAGGCUGCAAGGGCUUCUUCAGACGUGCCAUAAAGAGGUCAACGCAGCUCCGCUGUCCGUUCCUGAAUAAAUGCACUAUAACCAAAAACAACCGACGGUCGUGUCAAGCCUGCCGCUUCCGUAAAUGCCAGGCCAUAGGCAUGCGUCAAGAAAUGGUCAUGUCUGAGAAGGAGGUGUUGGAGAGGAGGAUCCGCAUCAAGAAGAAGAAGAUGCUCGUUGCAACAAUCCAGCUUUCCUCCCAACAAGAGGAAACAAUUCAGGAGCUACUCUGUGGCCACCGCAGCACAUUUGACUCAGCAUUUUACCGCUUUAGUGGCUUCAGGCCAAUGGACAGAAACAUCCUUCCUGCGAGUGAGUACAACCAUUCUGAAAACGAGCCCUCGUACGCCUGUUCCCUCUCCUUCUCCCUCUCGUCGUCCUCCUCCUCCAGUCUCUGUGGUUCCUUUGAAAAACAAGACAACCAAGAGGGCGAACAGGCCAGAAAAAACACAGCUGUUUUCACUGCUCUUCCGCAUAUGGCUGACCUCACAACUUACAUGAUCCAGGACAUCAUUAGUUUCUCCAAAGGUCUUCAGGACUUCCGGUCUUUAAGCAUUGGGGACCAAAUUGCUCUGUUGAAGGGAGCCACAUUUGAAGUUAUGCAGAUCCGCUUCAACAUGGUAUUCAAUGCAAAAAGAGGCACCUGGGAUUGUGGCCAUUUUACAUACUGCAUAGAUGACGCUGUACGAGCCGGCUUCCAGCCGCUCCUGCUGGAGCCUCUGCUCAAAUUUCACCACACACUGCGCAAACUGGGCCUGCAGGAGGAAGAGUAUGUUCUCAUGCAAGCCAUGUCCCUGUUUUCUCCAGAUCGUCCAGGUGUGCAGCAGCACAGUGUAAUUGACGAGCUUCAUGAAAACUUGGCAAUGACGCUGAAAACCUGGAUUGACUGCAAGAGAACAGGACCAGAAAAACACUUGCUGUACCCCAAAGUGAUGGCCUGUCUCACCGAGAUGAGAACAAUGACCGAGGAGUACAGCAAACAAGUUCUGCAGAUCCAGGACAUCCAGCCUGACGUUAUCUCUCCUCUCAUAGUAGAGAUGGUUCGUAAAAACCCCUGUAAUGACUUCUAAUACUGACAUCUACUGUACAUGGACAGCUCAGGCUUCUGGGUCCACCUAUGCUAUUUAAUAAUGAAGACACCAAACUGGAAACCAGUUGAAUGUGAUCAUGGAUUUAAAGAGAAGUAUUUUGUUAUCUGUCUGUUAUUUGUCAAAACCCUAAAGAAUGCAUUUGUCAUGUAACAGUCUUAAGCAUAGACUGCACAACAUCCUGAAAUAAUUAACCUCACAGUCUGACUCCUGCUGAAAUGUAAACUAUUAUCUGUUCUCUGCACACUACCUGUCAGACAGCAUUAAGUUUGUUUUGUUAACUGGUGAAAGUACUAGUGGAUGUGUCAUGUUUGUGUUAUUUGUUUUGCUUACUUUAAGUACAUUUGUAUGUCUAUGAAUGAAUGUCGACUUAAGGUUGUGAGGUUUAAUGUUUUUUUUUCAGACCAUGAAGUCUGUAUUUUCUCAGAGAGAGCUGCAGUUGCAAAGACUAUAUUUGCUUUUUAUAUACGUUACCUCAGGUUGUGUUGAUGCAAUCAUAUAAAACAAAAAUGCUCUACACUCAUUGUAAAUAAAACUUACUAAUGGUGC
This is a messenger RNA of Morone saxatilis (striped sea-bass), 2026 nucleotides long. It is a transcript of the gene nr1i2, whose product is annotated as nuclear receptor subfamily 1, group I, member 2. The record is from RefSeq and is a predicted model, not a curated record. The transcript is spliced from 9 exons. Gene Ontology annotation, molecular function: RNA polymerase II cis-regulatory region sequence-specific DNA binding; nuclear receptor activity; zinc ion binding. Gene Ontology annotation, biological process: cell differentiation; positive regulation of transcription by RNA polymerase II; negative regulation of transcription by RNA polymerase II. The coding region runs from base 185 to 1459 and encodes 424 amino acids. NCBI's taxonomy places the organism in Eukaryota, Metazoa, Chordata, Actinopteri, Moronidae.